Geodia barretti is the source of this 1107-nucleotide messenger RNA. The record is from the annotation of a GenBank genome assembly. Lineage: Eukaryota; Metazoa; Porifera; Demospongiae; Tetractinellida; Geodiidae.
CUGGCGACUGACCUCGCGUUUGCAGCAGGGGCAUUCUAUGAGCCGGGCAGUCGCAGCACUCGCAAUCUUCUCGCUAUCCAAAUCUAUACGGACAUCGGCGUUACCGGCGAGUACAUCAGCAUCACGCCCGCCACGCGCGAGCAGAUACAGAUGAUCGCGCCGUUCCUCAUUGGCAAGAACGCUCUGGACCGCGAGUUGUUCUAUCGUCAGGCGAAGAUGAUUCUUCGCAAGCACGACCGCAUGGGCAUUGGGCCCAUCGACAUCACGCUGUGGGACCUCGCGGGCAAGCUUUUCGAUGCGCCGAUUCACCAACUGCUGGGCGGCUAUCGUGAGAAGUUGCCGUGCUACGCAAGCACAUACCACGCAGACCGUUCGCCCGGUGGGCUGAGUUCGCCGGAAGCCUAUGCGGAAUUCGCCGAGCAGUGCCUUGAAAUUGGGUACAAGGGCUUCAAGAUUCAUUCGUGGGCUGCCGCGCCUAUCGAGCGUGAGAUUGCCACGAUAAAUGCAGUCGGCAAGCGGGUGGGCGGCAAGAUGGCGAUGAUGACCGAUCCGUGCUGCGUCUAUGACACCUAUGGGGAUGCGCUGCGUGUCGGACUUGCCUGCGACGACAACGGCUUCUUCUGGUAUGAAGACCCAAUGAAUGACGGUGGUGUAUCGCUUCAAGCUCACAAGCGGCUGCGGCAAUCGCUGAAGACACCGCUGCUUCAGGGCGAGCACGUGCAUAUGGUCGAGGGGCAUACGGACAUGGCUGUGGCGGAGGCGACGGACUUCUGGCGCGCAGACCCCGAAUACGACGGCGGCAUCACGGGCGUGAUGAAGAUAGCGCAUGCUGCUGAGGGCUUCGGAAUGGAUGUGGAAUUGCACAUCGCCGGGCCCGCGCAGCGGCAUUGCAUGGCUGCGAUGCGCAACUCCAACUUCUACGAGAUGGGUCUGGUACAUCCGAAGCUGAGGACAUGGAUGCCGGUGUACAAGUGCGACUAUGCGGACGGGCUGGAGGCUAUCGACGCGGAUGGCUGCGUUACGGUGCCGUCCGGUCCUGGACUUGGCGUGGAGUACGACUGGGAGGGGAUCGCGAAGUACAAGGAUGGCGAGAUCGUCAUCGAGUAG